Necator americanus (New World hookworm) is the source of this 276-nucleotide messenger RNA. RefSeq lists its product as uncharacterized. Lineage: Eukaryota; Metazoa; Nematoda; Chromadorea; Rhabditida; Ancylostomatidae. The record is from RefSeq and is a predicted model, not a curated record. The transcript is spliced from 2 exons. Bases 1 to 276 code for a protein of 91 amino acids.
AUGCGGCGAUCAACUUUUACAGCCUGGCACCAGGGCGAGCUCUCGCCGGGUUUGGCGCCGACAAGUGGGGGCAAACACGUCGAGUUUUGCGACCGAGGCGGCUGGCCUUUUUGUACCCAGUCGGCCAAAUCGGACUUGCAACAGUGCCGCCUCACCGUUACACAGUUCGCUGGUCGUAUGGACUCGCUAACCUCAUUUCCACUUACGAACUUACUGGAGGACUUAAAAAGUGGAACCAAGACUGCUUCUCUCGAGAACCGAUGCGGUUAUGUGUAG